Molecule: messenger RNA, 531 nt
Organism: Mus caroli (Ryukyu mouse)
Lineage: Eukaryota; Metazoa; Chordata; Mammalia; Rodentia; Muridae
Product: adenosine 5'-monophosphoramidase HINT3
Molecular function (GO): catalytic activity
Source: RefSeq, a predicted model, not a curated record
AUGGCUGAGAAGCAAGCGGGCUUGGCCGGAGAGCUGGAUCCCAAGGGGUCCUCACCUGGGACCGAGGGGUCCUGGAACUACUACAGCAACUGCGUGUUCUGCCGCGUGGCGGUGGGUCAGGAACCCAAAACUGAACUCUUUCACUGUGAGAAUGAAGACCUGGUUUGUUUCAAAGCUAUCAAACCAGCAGCACUUUAUCAUUAUCUCGUGGUGCCAAAGAAGCAUAUUGGAAGUUGUAAGGAUCUAAACAAAGAUCACAUAGAAAUGGUUGAGAGCAUGGUAGCUGCUGGGAAGACCAUGCUUGAGAGGAAUAAUCUCACAGAUGUAAGAAUGGGUUUCCAUGUUCCUACAUUCUGUUUCAUCUCUCAUCUGCACCUUCAUGUGAUAGCACCAGUCAAAGAGUUUGGCUUCUUAUCAAAGCUGGUGUACAGGCAGGAUUCCUACUGGUUUGUCACAGUUGAUUACUUGCUUGAAAAACUAAGAAAAUAAAAAUGUGAACCAUGGACAAGUUCCUUACCUGAUUCAGAAGAA